CAACCAACUCAACAUCCAAACGAUGGAAUUGGAAACGUUUUUGGUGUCCCAGCCAUGGCUCGCAGUCGACAACAACCUGCCGACAGGGAAGCAUGAGGCCAUGGAGCAGCUGGAAACGAUGCACGGCAUGUUCCUCGUCAACGACCAUUCGUUCUGCUCGUUCGCGCCAACUCACGGGGACCAGACGCAGUUUGAUUGCGCGUUUUUCCUCCGGCACACCUCGUCCUCAAGCACCAAGCGUGACGCGAAUGGGGUCAUGGUGAACCCGACAACGGCGAGUCUGUACAUGCGCAUUCAGGACACUUUGUACUGGGUGGACCAUGCCCACAUCACUCGGCCGCCAGUAGUUGCGUCGUCGCAGCCGGCCAUGCCCGUGCACACAGUGUUUGAACUCGGCUCGAUACGAUUUCGCGUAUGGAUGGAUCAAGCGCUUUCUCGAGAUGACCAGCUGACCCGCUUGAAAAAUGUCGUGUCUAGCUUGCGGCAACAUCUCCGCCUGCCAUCGACACCACCGCCGUCCCUGCAACCGUCCCACGCCCGCCUCCUUCCCCGCGAGUCGCCCUAUCAAGUCUUCCAGCGUCAUUGGGAACACGACGCCAAUUGCGAUGGAAAGCUAAGCGCGUUCAUCGAGCUCUGUGACACCCACGGCAUCGAUGCCCGCGCGACGCCUGCACAAAUCCCGACGCCAGACGCAAUCGCCGCCAUGUGGCAGUGCAAACUCGUUCAUGGGGACCUGGAUACCCUCUUGACGGCGUUUGGAUUGGGUUUUUCCACUCGAUGCGACGCCCACGACAACUGCUUUCUUCUCAGCUCAACAACAACAACGACAACCACCCAAUCGCAAUCGCUGACAAGGCCAACUCAAUGCACGACCUUGCUGUGGGAGUUGUGGGAACGCUACUUGGACGCGAACGACUUACCGUUGAGCGAAGAAGGCGACCACGCUGGAAGCGCCAUCGAGCCCCGCGUACACUUGCUCACGUACUAGCGUUAUUUGAGUAGCUAGUACUUAUCUGGUAGCAGGUCGGCCAUGGUGUGUCCUGCGCUGCGCUCGGAGUGGUCGAGUCAUGCAGCGCACAUCCGGUCAACGUUGGAAUCGAUGCAAUCUAAACUGGUCCACGAACUCUUUCCAGCGACGUUGCAUCCGCCAAGAACUGAUGCCGACGUGCAAGCAGCGUGUGCUCGCUUGAACGCAAUAAAGCAAGCCAAGAAGAAUGCGCUGCGCGAUGAAUUUGCCGUCGUGCUAUUGCCCACAUCUCGACGGCCAAUUCAUCUGUGAUACAGUCAGUAAAUAUAUGUGAAUGUCCAUCAUUAUGAUGUACGAACGACCAAGUAGAAAUAAAUAAAACUCAAGUUAAACAACUACCACCACACAUCAAAAACCUUCAAACACCAGGGCAAUCUUGGGGUCAAAGUCGUCGCUUUGAAUCGGAUCAUCGUCGUCAAAUUCAUCGAGCGCGUGCCACCACC
This is a messenger RNA of Aphanomyces astaci, 1470 nucleotides long. RefSeq lists its product as hypothetical. The coding region runs from base 23 to 988 and encodes 321 amino acids. The record is from RefSeq and is a predicted model, not a curated record. NCBI's taxonomy places the organism in Eukaryota, Oomycota, Saprolegniomycetes, Saprolegniales, Verrucalvaceae. The transcript has 4 exons.